Molecule: messenger RNA, 447 nt
Organism: Fraxinus pennsylvanica
Lineage: Eukaryota; Viridiplantae; Streptophyta; Magnoliopsida; Lamiales; Oleaceae
Source: the annotation of a GenBank genome assembly
AUGGGGCUAACUGGUACGUUGGUUGCUCAAAUAGAGUUCAAGCAUGGAGGAGAUGUAUUUCAUGACCUCUUCAAGCACAAACCACACCACAUAUCCCACAAAAUACCCAAGUUAGUACAAGGUUGUGAUCUCCAUGAAGGGGAAUAUGGAAAGGUUGGCUCCAAAAUUUGCUGGAGGUACACCCAUGAUGGAAAGGAAAAGAGAGCUAAGCAGGUGAUUGAAGCCAUAGAGGAGGAAAAUAAAUUAAUCAAAUACAAGAUGCUUGAAGGAGAUUUGAUGGAAGAGUUCAAGGACUUCAUUAUAACUAUUCAUGUUGAAACCAAAGGUAUCAUAGACAUGAUCACAUGGACUUUGGAGUAUGAGAUGCUGAAUGAAGAUGUGAAACAUCCAAUCUCUUUGCUGGCUUACUUCAUUGAAGUCACAAAAGAUAUUGAGACAAGUUAUUGA